Equus quagga is the source of this 2840-nucleotide messenger RNA. It is a transcript of the gene AGBL3, whose product is annotated as AGBL carboxypeptidase 3. The record is from RefSeq and is a predicted model, not a curated record. Bases 138 to 2840 code for a protein of 900 amino acids. Gene Ontology annotation, molecular function: zinc ion binding; metallocarboxypeptidase activity. Gene Ontology annotation, biological process: proteolysis. Lineage: Eukaryota; Metazoa; Chordata; Mammalia; Perissodactyla; Equidae. The transcript is spliced from 17 exons.
UCGCAGGCUGGGCGCCCCCUGCGGGAGGCGAGUGCGCGUGGAAAGGCCGCGCGCCGGAAAAUGAGCUCCUCCCCACACUGCCGUGUCCAGAACCUACGUACCUAACAAAAGAAAUUUCGAACCAAAUACUGGAAGAGAUGUCAGAAGAUUCAGAAAAGGAAGAUUAUUCAGACAGAACAAUCAGUGAUGAAGAUGAAUCAGAUGCAGAUACCUUCAUGAAAUUUGUAAGUGAAGAUAUCCACCAGUGUGCACUUUUAACAGCUGACUCUAUUAGUGACCCAUUUUUCCCCCGGACAACACAGAUACUGUUGGAAUAUCAGCUAGGGAGAUGGGUGCCACGUCUUCGUGAACCACGAGAUUUAUAUGGUGUCUCUUCUUCUGGUCCGCUGAGCCCAACACGGUGGCCACACAACUGUGAGGUCAUUGAUGAAAAAGUCCAGCAUAUUGAUUGGACUCCUUUUUAUCCUGAGCCAGUGUACAUCCCAACAGGCCUGGAGACUGAACCAGUUUAUCCAAACUCCAAGGAAGAUACUGUGGUUUAUCUGGCUGAAGAUGCUUACAAAGAGCCUUGUUUUGUGUAUUCCCGAGUUGGGGGCAACCGAACACCCUUGAAGCAGCCUGUGGAUAACUGUGACAAUACUUUGAUGUUUGAAGCAAGGUUUGAGAGUGGUAAUCUACAGAAGGUAGUCAAAGUGGCAGAAUAUAAAUACCAGUUGACGGUGCGCCCUGACCUCUUCACAAAUAAACACACCCAGUGGUACUAUUUCCAAGUCACUAAUACCCAAGCAGGAAUAGUCUACAGAUUCACCAUUAUCAAUUUCACCAAGCCUGCUAGUCUUUACAAUAGGGGUAUGCGUCCACUGUUUUAUUCUGAAAAAGAGGCCAAGUCUCAUAAUAUUGGCUGGAAGAGAAUAGGAGACCAAAUCAAGUAUUAUAGGAACAAUCAGGGGCAAGAUGGGCGCCAUUAUUUCUCUCUGACAUGGACAUUUCAAUUUCCACACAACAAAGAUACCUGCUACUUUGCUCACUGCUAUCCAUACACAUACACCAACCUGCAAGAAUACCUUUCUAGCAUUAAUAAUGACCCAGUACGCUCAAAGUUUUGUAAAAUACGUGUCUUGUGCCACACGAUUGCUAGGAAUAUGGUGUAUGUUUUAACGAUCACUACACCCUUGAAGAACGACUCAAGAAAGCGAAAGGCCGUAAUUUUGACUGCAAGGGUACAUCCAGGAGAAACCAACAGCUCUUGGAUCAUGAAAGGCUUCCUAGAUUAUAUUUUAGGAGACUCAAGUGAUGCGGAGUUGCUUCGGGACACUUUCAUCUUCAAGGUGGUACCCAUGCUGAAUCCAGAUGGUGUGAUUGUGGGAAAUUAUCGGUGUUCCUUAGCUGGACGGGAUUUAAACCGUAACUAUACAUCUGUCCUAAAGGAAUCAUUUCCUUCUGUUUGGCAUACCCGGAACAUGAUCCGUAGAUUGAUGGAGAAACGAGAGGUUAUUUUAUAUUGUGACCUUCAUGGCCAUAGUAGGAAAGAGAACAUCUUCAUGUAUGGCUGUGAUGGUAGGGAUAGAUGUAAGGCAGUAUACUUACAGCAACGAAUCUUUCCACUUAUGCUGAGCAAAAAUUGUCCAGAUAAAUUUUCAUUCUCAGCUUGCAAGUUUAAAGUUCAGAAGAGCAAAGAGGGAACGGGAAGAGUGGUAAUGUGGAAAAUGGGAAUCAGGAACAGCUUUACCAUGGAGGUCACUUUUUGUGGAUCUACUUUGGGUAAUAAACGAGGCACUCAUUUCAACACAACAGACUUGGAGUCAAUGGGAUAUCAUUUUUGUGAUUCUCUCUUGGACUAUUGUGAUCCAGACCAAACCAAGUAUUAUCAGUGCCUGAAAGAAUUAGAAGAAAUGGAAAAACGUAUAAACUUGGAAAAAGUCCUUGAAGAUUCAGAUGCUUCUCUGAAAGAAAUUACAGUGGAGCUAGAGUCUAGCAGCCGAGGCUCUGACAGUUCAGAAUCCAGUGACUCUCAGACUUAUCUUCUCAAGUUAACUUCUCAGAAAAAACAUCUCAAAACAAAGAAGGAAAGAAAUUCUACCAUAGUAAGCCAUCAAAAUACCAGAAAAGAGCAAGAGGUUUGUAAUAAAGGACAUUUAGUGCAAAGACAUAAAGAAUCAAAUUCUGAUGUGAAAGAUACGAGGACAAAUGUAUCAGAUGAUUGUAUAUUUGAAUACUUCAGAAGACAAUUCCCUAAUAAAGCUUUGGAUCUGUGCCACAACUUAAGAAGCAAAAUGAAAGAAUGUACAUCUUUACAAAGAAAAAGGACUGGAGUAAAUUGGACAGAUGAUGAAAAAAGAAUCUACAGGGAUAAAAGAAUAGCUCAAACUCAAGAAAUAUUGCAGUAUUUGCUCCCUAUUGUGGAAAGAACUAAACCCGUGCAAACCACUGAGAUAAAACAGAUAUCCAAUCCAAGAACCAACUUCCAAAUCCAACAUAAACUAAAGCCAGCUACUUACAUAAAUAUAAAGAAAUACAGCACAUCCUGGACACCACCCAGAAAUCCCCCUUUUAUAAGCCAGAGGAAUCUUAUGGUAAGCUCUUCAGAAAGCCUCCAGCCUGUGUCCCAGAGGUCAUUUGAAAGUUUAUCACCUCUCAAAGAGCUCAAGAAAAGGAAAAAACAUCCUCGAAUCAAGGCCACGAAGACUAAAGACAUGAAACCUGUCAGCAGCAAAUGGGAGAUUAUUCCAAGUUUUGAGAAGGAUGCAAAUAUUAUCGAAGACAAGAGUCUUCAAGCUGAAGCAUCCAACCAGCCAAGUUCUAUGCAAAGAGCCCACCAUUUAAGUAAAAAUAAGGAGUAG